Thyridium curvatum is the source of this 1554-nucleotide messenger RNA. RefSeq lists its product as uncharacterized. Gene Ontology annotation, molecular function: protein-arginine omega-N symmetric methyltransferase activity. The transcript is spliced from 2 exons. Lineage: Eukaryota; Fungi; Ascomycota; Sordariomycetes; Thyridiales; Thyridiaceae. Gene Ontology annotation, cellular component: mitochondrion. The coding region runs from base 1 to 1554 and encodes 517 amino acids. The record is from RefSeq and is a predicted model, not a curated record.
AUGGACUCGCCCAUAGUUAAUCGGGUCUUCAGGCAGCUGCUCCGCCAUCCUGCCUGCGAGUCGAGGCGCAACUUUGCCCGGCUCGUGACCUCGAUCCAGCACGCCCGCAGCACGCAGCACCAGCAGCAGCAGCAGCACCCUCAACAGCAGAGGAGCUAUGCGUCCCGGGCGAGAGGCGCCCAGGCCCUGGCGCCCAACGAGACCGACUGGCAGCAGCGGACGGACAUCUUCCCGCAGGACAAGUCGGACGAGUUCAACAAGUACCCCAUGGUGACGGCCACGGAGCUGCGGACGCGGCGCGAGCGGCCCAGGAAGGUCAAGAUGCUCAUGCGGGACUUCAUCGAGGACAGCCUGUACAACCCGCACUACGGCUACUUCUCCAAGCAGGUCGUCAUCUUCAGCCCCGGCGAGCCCUUCGACUUCAACUCGCUGCGCGACGACGUCGACUUCCAGGACCGCCUGGCCGCGCGCUACACCGACUUCGAGGACCGCCUCGACCGCGACGAGGGCCACUCGGACACGCGCCAGCUCUGGUACACGCCCACCGAGCUCUUCCGCCCGCACUACGGCGAGGCCAUCGCCCGCUACCUCGUCGCCAACUACCUGCUGACCUCGUAUCCCUACCACGACCUCAUCAUCUACGAGAUGGGCGCCGGCCGCGGCACCCUCAUGCUCAACAUCCUCGACUACAUCCGCGAGGCCGAGCCCGACGUCUACGCCCGCACAAAGUACCGCGUCAUCGAGAUCUCGUCCAACCUCGCCAGCCUGCAGACCAAGCAGGUCAACGCCGCCACCACCACUAUCGGCGGGCAGGCCGCCUCGCGCGGCCACGCCUCCAAGGUCGAGAUCGUCAACCGCUCCGUCUUCGACUGGGACGAGCCCGUGCCGAGCCCCUGCUUCUUCCUCGCCUUCGAGGUCUUUGACAACUUCGCCCACGACUGCAUCCGCUACGACGCGGCCACGGGCCAGCCGCUGCAGGGCACGGUGCUCGUCGACGGCGCCGGCGACUUCUACGAGUUCUACACGCCGCAGCUCGACCCCGUCGCCGCCCGCUUCUUCCGCGUCCGCCACGCCGCCACGGGCGGCCGCUACCCGCUCCCUUACCCGACGAGCCGCGCCGGCCGCCUCCUGCAGGCCCUCCGGCCCUUCGCGCCCAACCUCAGCGCGCCAGAGUACAUUCCCACCCGCCUCAUGCAGUUCUUUUACGUGCUCGACAAGUACUUCCCCCAGCACCGCCUGCUGACCAGCGACUUCCACUCCCUGCCCGACGCCAUCAAGGGGCUCAACGCCCCCAUCGUCCAGACCAGGUUCGAGAGGCGGCCCGUGCCCGUGACGACGCCCCUGGUGCACCAGGGCUACUUUGACAUCAUGUUCCCGACCGACUUCCAGAUCAUGGAGGCCGUCUAUCGCGCCAUCACCGGCAAGCUGACCCGCCUGACCUCGCACGAGGAGUUCAUGCGCCGCUGGGCCUAUGUCGAGGACACCGAGACCAGAAGCGGCGAGAACCCGCUCCUCAGCUGGUACAAGAAUGCCAGCGUCCUGACUACUGUCUAA